AGUAUGGGCCUAUCCCAUCUGUUACUAGGUCUUGUGGUUGUACUGGGUCUACUAGGGAUGGUCCAUGGCUGCCCUGGGGUCUGCAGCUGUUACAGUAACACCACUGAUUGCUCGGGUCUUGGCCUGUUGUCUCUGUCACCCAUCCUACCCCUGCUGCCACAGGACACCUUGACUCUCCGCUUACCCCAAAACAACCUGUCCUCCCUGCAAACGGGGGAGCUGUCCAGCCUGAGUGGCCUGGAACUCCUGGAUCUUUCCCAAAACCUCCUUUCCAGCCUGCAGCCUGGAGCCUUCUCAGGCCUCAGUGGCUUGCACUGGCUAAACCUCUCUGCUAACUACUUGGGCAUGCGCCUGGUGUCUCAAACUAGCAACAGUACGGAGAUGGUUGAGGGCUCCAAUGGAAGUCAAGGGAGCACUGGGCCUCAGCAAGGCCUGGGUAAGGAUCUCUUCCAGGGGUUGUGGCGUCUGAGAGGCUUGGAUCUGUCCUCAAAUGGCCUGCUGUGGCUACCCAAGGGCCUGCUGGAUGGGCUCCAGGGGCUGGUCUGGCUGUCUUUGGCUGAAAACAGACUGAAGGCUCUGGACAGAGUCACCUUCGAGCCCCUUGUGGGACUGCAGCAUCUCCAUCUCGCUGGGAACCCAUGGGAAUGUGACUGCAAACUGAGGGAUUUCAAGCACUGGAUGGAAUGGAUGAUUUAUCGAGAUGGGCAUGUUGAUGCGGUGCAGUGCAGCCUCCCAAGGGAUCUGCGGGGCAGGGAUGUCCGCAGUGUGCCAGCAGAGAUGUUCAGCUACUGCCUGCAAAGCCAGGCCAAAGACCCCCCCUCUGCUCAUGGUACGCGACCCCCCUGCCCGCCGGGCCGCAUCAGCAGCGUGGACGACUGCAUGCGCCAGCGGUACCGGCCUAUGAGCGUGCGGCGGGCGCAUGGCACACAGAUCGUGGCGGGUGUGGUGUGCGGGACAGUUUGCGUGAUGAUGGUGGUGGCGGCAACCUAUGGCUGCGUGUACGCCUCACUGAUGGCCCGCUACCAGCGAGAGAUGAAGAGCCGCGGACAGCCACUCAUGGCGGAGACCGGUGCCGAAACUGACCCAGAGGACGGACCGGUCUCCUUGCUGACCCCACAGGAGGAAUUACCUCCCAAAGAGACCGUGGGGAUUGUCCACGGAUACAGAAUCAGUAGCUUCUGA
This is a messenger RNA of Lampris incognitus (smalleye Pacific opah), 1182 nucleotides long. Its product is annotated as leucine-rich repeat and transmembrane domain-containing protein 2-like. NCBI's taxonomy places the organism in Eukaryota, Metazoa, Chordata, Actinopteri, Lampriformes, Lampridae. The record is from RefSeq and is a predicted model, not a curated record. The coding region runs from base 4 to 1182 and encodes 392 amino acids. Gene Ontology annotation, molecular function: protein binding. The transcript has 3 exons.